AUGUUGAGAGAACAAUGGAUCAGAACUCAAUCCUUGAGAGUCACACAUGAAGCUUUGAGAAAGUGUAACUUAUAUCAUGAACAAGAUGCACAAAAGAACUGCAGACCAUUGGUAUUGAAGUAUAUGAAGAUGAUCGAAAGUUACGGAGUGCAAGGUUACUUGGGCUACCAAAAGAACGAUCCAUCUAAAUAA
This is a messenger RNA of Dujonia railenensis, 192 nucleotides long. Lineage: Eukaryota; Fungi; Ascomycota; Pichiomycetes; Serinales; Debaryomycetaceae. The record is from the annotation of a GenBank genome assembly.